AUGAAUUCCGAAAAGAAUCCGCCAAACCGCGAAAUAGCUCGUCGGAUCGGCGCGCAGACCCAAGGCAGGAACAGGGAUUUCGCCAGCCCCCGCAACGCUGACCGGCAGUCGACGAGACGAGACAAGAGUUUGCGUAAUGAGCAUUCUGAGAUUUCUCAUCGGCAAUACCACCGCCAGCACAAUUCUGGCGAGCACCGUGGUCAGCAUGACAAAUUAGACCGCAAUGACCACCACGGUGAACGGUCCAACUCCAUGCACGACCGAUACGAUGAACCCCUCCAUUAUGAUCAGAGCAAAAGGAAUACCGGAAAGUACAAGAGAUACGAUCGUCCAUUGAGCCCAGACAGCGGCACAGAGAUUUUCGUGGGUGGAUCCGGGCCACUGCCCGGUUUCCCUCGAGCCAUGACGCCACCUCCAACUAUAAGCACUCUUACACCUGAUCAGCUUUGGAUCUCUCGUCGACAGUCGCUAGUAAGCCUCGAACUUCGCGCAAGUGAUCAACAAUGA
This is a messenger RNA of Microdochium trichocladiopsis, 507 nucleotides long. RefSeq lists its product as uncharacterized. Lineage: Eukaryota; Fungi; Ascomycota; Sordariomycetes; Xylariales; Microdochiaceae. The transcript has 4 exons. The record is from RefSeq and is a predicted model, not a curated record. Bases 1 to 507 code for a protein of 168 amino acids.